This is a messenger RNA of Heteronotia binoei (common prickly gecko), 5520 nucleotides long. RefSeq names its product zinc finger protein 91-like. NCBI's taxonomy places the organism in Eukaryota, Metazoa, Chordata, Lepidosauria, Squamata, Gekkonidae. Gene Ontology annotation, molecular function: DNA-binding transcription factor activity; RNA polymerase II cis-regulatory region sequence-specific DNA binding. The record is from RefSeq and is a predicted model, not a curated record. Gene Ontology annotation, biological process: regulation of transcription by RNA polymerase II.
AUGCGGGGGGAGGUGUCCCCAUGGGGCUCUUCUCAUCACCUCUUCGUGCUGCUCUUCCACUGUGAAUCGACUCUCUCUGUUUUUGGCUUCCCCCCUCCGGACCAGCUUUCCGGACCUCUGAUGGCCAAACCUGACCUGAUAUCCCAGCUGGAAGAAGAGGAAGGGCUGUUUCUCGUGGGGUGUGAUGAAGAGGCAGAAUUGGCAGCUGGAGACAUGUGGCAGUCAGUGAAUGGAGCAGAAGAACACCAAUUGAUGGGGAAAGAGAAUGUACAACCACAUGCAAAAAAUAAGUUUGAAGAUUUGGAUGCACCCAGGAAGGAGGAGGGAAAACACCCACCAAAAGAGAAAAAUAAUUCCAGUCCUACACAGAGGGAUGACUCCGUACAGCAAAACGUAUGUCAAGGAGACACCAGGAAAGAGUGCACUGCAAGCAGGGGAAAUUACACUGAAGUAUCUGUUAUUAAUACUCAACCAAAGGUGUUUAACAAAAAGAAAAUAUAUAAAUGCCAGGAGUGCGGGAAAAGCUUCACUUACAGUUCCCGUCUUACUUCCCAUCGAAGAAUUCACACAGGGGAGAAACCAUAUCAAUGCCUGGAGUGUGGGAAAAGCUUCAGAAAGAGUUCCCAUCUUAGUUCUCAUCGAAAAACUCACACAGGGGAGAAACCAUACAAAUGCCUGGAGUGUGGGAAAAGCUUCACUCAGAUUUCGCAUCUUAGUUCUCAUCGAAAAACUCACACAGGUGAGAAACCAUACAAAUGCCUGGAGUGUGAGAAAAGCUUCAGGUUCGGUGCUGAACUUACUUCCCAUCAAAGAAUUCACACAGGGGAGAAACCAUAUAAAUGCCUGGAGUGUGGGAAAAGCUUCAGGUUGUGUGCUAAACUUACUUCCCAUCGAAGAAUUCACACAGGGGAGAAACCAUACAAAUGCCUGGAGUGUGGGGAAAGAUUCAGGAUGUGUGCUAGACUUACUUCCCAUCGAAGAAUUCACACAGGGGAAAAACCAUAUAAAUGCCUGGAAUGCGGGAAAAGCUUCACUCAGAGUUCCAGCCUUACUUCCCAUCAAAGAAUUCACACAGGGGAGAAACCAUAUAAAUGCCUGGAGUGUGGGAAAAGCUUCAGUCACAGUUCCACUCUUACCUCCCAUUCAAAAACUCACACAGAGGAGAAACCAUACACAUGCCUGGAGUGUGGGAAAAGCUUCAGGAAGAGUUCCACUCUUACCUCCCAUACAAAAACUCACACAGGGGAGAAACCAUACACAUGCCUGGAGUGUGGGAAAAGCUUCAGGAAGAGUUCCCAUCUUAGUUCCCAUCAAAGAAUUCACACAGGGGAGAAACGCUAUAAAUGCCUAAAGUGUGGGAAAAGCUUCAGUCAGAGUUGCAUUCUUGCUGCUAGCCCAAUACAGCUGAGGACAGCCCCUCUGGUUCGAAGAUGCCCCCAAGGGGGGCUGAUCCUGGGGGAGGUGUCCCCAUGGGGCUCUUCUCAUCACCUCUUCGUGCUGCUCUUCCACUGUGAAUCGACUCUCUCUGUUUUUGGCUUCCCCCCUCCGGACCAGCUUUCCGGACCUCUGAUGGCCAAACCUGACCUGAUAUCCCAGCUGGAAGAAGAGGAAGGGCUGUUUCUCGUGGGGUGUGAUGAAGAGGCAGAACUGGCAGCAGGAGACAUGUGGCAGUCAGUGAAUGGAGCAGAAGAACACCAAUUGAUGGGGAAAGAGAAUAUACAACCACAUGCAAAAAAUAAGUUUGAAGAUUUGGAUGCACCCAGGAAGGAGGAGGGAAAACACCCACCAAAAGAGAAAAAUAAUUCCAGUCCUACACAGAGGGAUGACUCUGUACAGCAAAACGUAUGUCAAGGAGACACCAGGAAAGAGUGCACUGCAAGCAGGGGAAAUUACACUGAAGUAUCUGUUAUUAAUACUCAACCAAAGGUGUUUAACAAAAAGAAAAUAUAUAAAUGCCAGGAGUGCGGGAAAAGCUUCAGUCACAGUGGAAACCUCACUUCCCAUCGAAGAAUUCACACAGAGAACAAACCAUACAAAUGCCUGGAGUGCGGGAAAAGCUUCACUUACAGUUCCAGUCUUACAUCCCAUCGAAGAAUUCACGCAGGGGAGAAACCAUAUAAAUGCCUGGAGUGUGGGAAAAGCUUCACUCAGAUUUCCCAUCUUAGUUCUCAUCGAAAAACUCACACAGGGGAGAAACCAUACAAAUGCCUGGAGUGUGAUAAAAGUUUCAGGAAGAGUUCCCAUCUCAGUACCCAUCAAAAAACUCACACAGGGGAGAAGUCAUACAAAUGCCUGGAGUGUGGGAAAAGCUUCAGGUUCGGUGCUGAACUUACUUCCCAUCGAAGAAUUCACACAGGGGAGAAACCAUAUAAAUGCCUGGAAUGCGGGAAAAGCUUCACUCUGAGUUCCAGUCUUACUUCCCAUCAAAGAAUUCACACAGGGGAGAAACCAUAUAAAUGCCUGGAGUGUGGGAAAAGCUUCAGAAAGAGUUCCCAUCUUACUUCCCAUAAAAAAACUCACACAGCGGAGAAACCAUACACAUGCCUGGAGUGCGGGAAAAGCUUCACUUACAGUUUCAAUCUUACUUCCCAUAGAAGAAUUCACACAGCGGAGAAACCAUACACAUGCCUGGAGUGCGGGAAAAGCUUUACUUACAGUUCCAGUCUUACUUCCCAUCAAAGAAUUCACACAGGGGAGAAGCCUUAUAAAUGCCUAAAGUGUGGGAAAAGCUUCAGUCAGAGUUCCCAUCUUAGUUCUCAUCAAAAAACUCACACAGGGGAGAAAACAUAUAAAUGCCUGGAGUGUGGGAAAAGAUUCAGUCAGAGUUCCAGUCUUACUUCCCAUAAAAAAACUCACACAGCGGAGAAACCAUACACAUGCCUGGAGUGCGGGAAAAGCUUUACCUACAGUUUCAAUCUUACUUCCCAUAGAAGAAUUCACACAGCGGAGAAACCAUACACAUGCCUGGAGUGCGGGAAAAGCUUUACUUACAGUUCCAGUCUUACUUCCCAUCAAAGAAUUCACACAGGGGAGAAGCCUUAUAAAUGCCUAAAGUGUGGGAAAGGCUUCAGUCAGAGUUCCCCUCUUAGUUCUCAUCAAAAAACUCACACAGGGGAGAAGCCAUACAAAUGCCUGGAGUGUGGGAAAAGCUUCACUCAGAUUUCCCAUCUUAGUUCUCAUCGAAAAACUCACACAGGUGAGAAACCAUACAAAUGCCUGGAGUGUGAGAAAAGCUUCAGGAAGAGUUCCCAUCUCAGUACCCAUCAAAAAACUCACACAGGGGAGAAGUCAUACAAAUGCCUGGAGUGUGGGAAAAGCUUCAGUCAGAGUUCCCAUCUUAGUUCUCAUCAAAAAACUCACACAGGGGAGAAACCAUAUAAAUGCCUGGAGUGUGGGAAAAGAUUCAGUCGGAGUUCCAGUCUUACUUCCCAUAAAAAAACUCACACAGCGGAGAAACCAUACACAUGCCUGGAGUGCGGGAAAAGCUUUUCUUACAGUUCUAAUCUUACUUCCCAUAGAAGAAUUCACACAGCGGAGAAACCAUUCACAUGCCUGCAAUGCGGGAAAAGCUUCACUCAGAGUUCCAGUCUUACUUCCCAUCAAAGAAUUCACACAGGGGAGAAGCCUUAUAAAUGCCUGGAGUGUGGGAAAGGCUUCAGUCAGAGUUCCCAUCUUAGUUCUCAUCAAAAAACUCACACAGGGGAGAAGCCAUACAAAUGCCUGGAGUGCGGGAAAAGCUUUACUUACAGUUUCAAUCUUACUUCCCAUCAAAGAAUUCACACAGGGGAGAAACCAUAUAAAUGCCUGGAAUGCGGGAAAAGCUUCACUCAGAGUUCCAUUCUUUCUUCCCAUCAAAGAAUUCACACAGGGGCGAAACCAUAUAAAUGCCUGGAGUGUGGGAAAAGCUUCAGUCAGAGUUCCCAUCUUACCUCCCAUACAAAAACUCACACAGGGGAGAAACCAUACACAAGCGUGGAGUGUGGGAAAAGCUUCAGGUUGCGUGCCAGUCUUAUUUCCCAUAGAAGAAUUCAUGCAGGGGAGAAACCAUACACAUGCCUGAAGUGUGGGGAAAGCUUCAGCCAAAGUGUGCACUUUGCUUCCAAUCAAAUAAUUCCCACAGGGGAGAAACCAUAUAAAUGCCUGGAGUGUGGGAAAAGCUUCAGGAAGAGUUUCAGUCUUACUUCCCAUCAAAGAAUUCACACAGAGGAGAAACCGUAUAAAUGCCAGGAGUGUGCAAAAAGCUUCCGUCUGAGUUCUGCUCUGACUUCCCAUCAAAGAAUCCACACAGGGGAGAAGCCAUAUAAAUGCCUGGAGUGUGGGAAAAGCUUCAGGAAGUUUUCCAGUCUUGCUACCCAUUGCAAAAUCCACACAGGAGAGAAACUGUACAAAUGCCUGGAAUGUGGGAAAAGCUUCAGCCAGAGUUCCAGUCUCACUUCCUAUUGAAGAAUUCACACAGGGAAGAAACCAUAUAAAUGCCUGGAGUGUGGGAAAAGCUUUGCUGACAGUUCCAGUCUUACUUCCCAUGGAAGAACUCACACAGGGGAGAAACCAUAUAAAUGCCUGAAGUGUGAGAAAAGCUUUAAGAAGAGUUCUAGUCCCAGUCAUCUAAAAAUUCACACAGGAGAGAAACCAUAUAAAUGCCUGAAAUGUGGAAAAAGCUUCAGUGUGAGUUCCAGUCUAACUACCCAUAAAAGAACUUACACAGUGGAGAAACCAUAUCAAUGCUUGGAGUGUGGGAAAAGCUUCAGUGUGAAUUCCAGUCUUACUUCCCAUCGAAGAACUCACACAGGGGAGAAACCAUACAAAUGUUUGGAGUGUGGGAAAAGCUUCAGCCAGAAUGGACACCUUACUUCCCAUAAAAGAAUUCACAGACAGGAGAAACCAUAUAAAUGCCAAGAGUGUGGAGAAAGCUUCUGUCAGAGUUCCAGUCUUAUUUCCCAUGUCAAAGAACUCACACAAAGAAGAAACCAUAUAAUUGCCUGGAGCAUGGAAAAGGCUUUCGCUGUCUGCCAGAACAACAGGUUUGCUGAGGUGGCGGGCGGUAGUUGCACACCGGAACGGAAGUUUGCUGUACCGGAGGAGAACACUGCUGUACGGGAGGACAAUACUUUUGCUGAGGCGGACGGCAGGGCGGAGGACAAUACUUCUGUUGUGGCGGACAGCGGGGCGGAGGACAAUACUUCUGUUGUGGCGGACAGCAGGGCGGAGGACAAUACUUCUGUUGCGGCGGACAGCGGGGCGGAGGACAAUACUUCUGUUGUGGCGGACAGCGGGGCGGAGGACAAUACUUCUGUUGUGGCGGACAGCGGGGCGGAGGACAAUACUUCUGUUGUGGUGGUGGAUAGCAGACAGGAGGGCGAUACUUCUGUUGUGGCGGGCAGCAGGGAGGAGAGUAAACCUUUUGCUGUGGUCGGCAGCACUUGGGCGGGGGGCACGGAGGAGGGAAAUACUUCCGUUGUGGUGGCUUGCACUUUACCGGGGGGCAGCACUGUUCCACUGGGGGACAGUACUUUUGCAUAG